Molecule: messenger RNA, 981 nt
Organism: Caenorhabditis briggsae
Lineage: Eukaryota; Metazoa; Nematoda; Chromadorea; Rhabditida; Rhabditidae
Exons: 4
Coding region: 1-981 (326 amino acids)
Source: RefSeq, a predicted model, not a curated record
AUGGAAGCUCUGUCGGACGCCGUCAACCAGCAACAAAACCAAGCUGAAGGUCCCUCUCUCCAAGGAAGUUUGAAGGAUACUGCGAACCGAAAGGAAACGAAGGCGAAAAGGGUUGUUGAAAAGAGAGAAGAAAUGGCUUCCAAGUUGAAGUUCAAGGAUGAUCAGAUCCUCGCCCUGGAAGGAGAAAUUGAGCAUAUGAAGAACCAGCAUCACGUCGCAAUGAAGAAAUUGGAAGCGGAAGCCCAGGAAGCUCGGAGAGCCAGGGCCCAGCUUCGAGGAUGCCAGGAUGAGUUAGAGAGGGUCAGAAAAUCUUUGGAGAUGCUGCAGGCGAGAAGAAAGGAAAGAGAGCCACAAAUCAAGAUCGGAGAAGAAGAAAAUGUGGAGAACGGCAAAAAGGAAUUGGAAGAAGAACUGAAGCAAGCAAAAUUUCAGUGGAAUUGCGCAAAGAUGCGAGCCGACGACCUCCUCUCCUUAUUGGAGUAUGAGAGAAGAGCCCGAAAACAAGAAAAAUCGGCUCAUUAUCAUAAGAAAAUGAAGUGGAAUGCGGAUAAAGAAGGAUACGAACAGAUGGCAGAGAAUUUUUUGGAUGAUAUGAGAGAAGAAGCCGAUCUAGUCAAGUCUCUGAAGAAGGAGAGGGACAUUUUGAGAAGGGAGAGAGAUGCUGAAAAAAAGGCAAAGGAGGAACUUUUGGAUGCAUUUCGACAAAUGGAUGAAAAUGCAAAACGGUUGAAGAAGGAGCUAACAACUGCCGAAGAAGAGAAGCAGACAAAGGAAAAUGUUUGGAAGGCUGAAAAAGAAGCUCUGGAAGCUCAAGUUCGAGAAGCCCAAGCUUGUAUGAAGCGGAUCCAGGAUCUUGCUCAGCAAUUUCCCAGAACCCAAGCUCUCUCUGCUCCUGUCCUAACGAAACUUACUUCUUUUUGGAGUUGGACGUUUUGGCAUCUUCAUGCUCGAGGAUGCUUGGGGAGUGCUUGCGGAUCCUGA